Vicia villosa (hairy vetch) is the source of this 1230-nucleotide messenger RNA. Its product is annotated as kinesin-like protein KIN-14C. The transcript has 8 exons. Lineage: Eukaryota; Viridiplantae; Streptophyta; Magnoliopsida; Fabales; Fabaceae. The coding region runs from base 1 to 771 and encodes 256 amino acids. The record is from RefSeq and is a predicted model, not a curated record.
AUGACCCUUGCAAAUUUUCUUGACAUUAGGCACAAACCAACAAUAUCUAAAUCGGCAGAGUCACAACUUUUUCAUGGCUUCCAACUUUUCUCCGAGAACGGCUGCGGUGCUGCUGCCGAGGGAUCUGAAUGCUGCAUUGUUGAUUUCACAGAAGAGGAAGUAGAAGCUUUGUUGGAUGAGAGGAUGAAAAAGGGCAUUCCCUGUGACACUAAGAAAAAAACGGAGCAAAUGGUGGAUCUUAUCAAGAGACUUAAACAAUGUGUAAGGUGGUUUAAGGGAAAGAAAGAAAAGCUUCAGACGGAUCUUGAAUCGGCUGAGAAGAAAUGCGUUGAUACCGAGAAUAAGAUGAAAACUAAGAUAGAUGAGUUGAAUGAGGCUAUAUCAAAUUUUAGGAUGACGAUUACCUCUUUAGAAGAGAAGAUUGCAAAGGAAGAAUCAGAUAAACUGGAAGCGAUUGAAUAUUGUAGAAAAGAAAAAGAAGCCAGAAUUGCAGCCGAGCAGAAGGCCAUUGCAACUGAGGACUUGUACAAGCGAUCGCAAGAGUAUAAUAUCAGUUUGCAGCAGUACAAUAGUCAGCUUCAGUCAAAUCUGAAAACAGUUAAUGAGGCAAAUAAACGAAUGGAAACUGAAAAAUCAAGUAUUGUUGAGAACCUUAGCAAAAUAAGAGGCCACAAUAUGGCAUUGCAAGAGCAGCUGGCAUCUCUAAGAGAGGUAUGUAGUUCACAAAGGCAACAAAUUGAAAUGUUGCAGCAGCUGAAAAAGAGAAUUUGAAGGGUGGAGUUUGAUCUGCAUCAGUAGCUAAGUUGCAGACCAUAACACAAUGACUGUGUAAAUAGGCCACACGAGUUCCACUACACAACUAAAUCUGGAGGUACACACACUGUUUGGAGUCUCUCAAGCAUCAAAGAAGAAUAAUCUUUGUUGUUGGUGAUUUCAAUAUUGCACCGUAUGCAAAUUGAUCGGAGUGAUACAGAACCAGAUUUUGACAAUAACGAGCUUAGAAGUUGAUUCAAAUCAAUGUUAAUUGGAAAUGGAGACAACUUUUCCAAUGUGUUUCGAGCAAAACAUUCAGAUGAUAUAAUAUUCUGUCGUUGGGGUUCUGCUCCUUUCAAACUAAGUCGACCCUUCAAAUUUAGUAAAAGAAUGGAUCACUUGAAAACAAUGAACAGUGUUUUUGCUUGUAUUGUUGAAGCAUUCAUGCUGAUAUAUGUCAGAUUAACUCAUCAAGAA